GAUCUUAUUUAAAACUUAUCAAUUCAGCGUAACUCGGAAGUGAGCCAAUAGGGAUUUUCCUCGGCUACGGGUAACCGUUUCUCUGUUACCUCUCAAACAGGUCAGCUAGCUAAGCUUACUUGAGAUGGCGCAUACGUAGCGUCUUCUUGCUCACUCUGUUUUGUCAUUCGCUCGUUGUGGCUGAAGUUUCUGCGAUGGCGUAGGGGCAGGGGAGGCGGAGGAGAAGAGAGAGAAAAACAACGGGGAGGGUGGCGCCACCACCGACGGCAGCGUCUGCGUCUCAUGGAGGCCCUCACAUCCCUCUCGUUCUCUCGUCUGUCUCUUUCCUCCCUGCGACGCUACCGAUCGUCAUUCCCCACCUCUCUCCCCCGCUUCUGCGCCACCAGAAACCCUAGAAAAACGCGAGCCUUAGUUUUUGCCUCUUCCGCCGCCUCUUUCGAUGAUGCAAAUGAUAUUAAUUCCAAUGAAAAACCGCACUCUGCCGAGUCGUCCUCAAAGAAAUCCAUUCUCUUAAAUCUGGUCCGAGAGAUUGAACCAUUGGACGUGAGCCUAAUUCAGAAAGAUGUUCCAGCUACCACGGUAGAUGCCAUGAAAAGGACUAUCUCAGGCAUGUUGGGUUUACUUCCUUCCGCUCAGUUUCAAGUUCUAAUUGAGGCUUUGUGGGAACCUCUUUCCAAGUUGUUGGUUUCUUCAAUGAUGACUGGGUAUACACUGUGGAAUGCCGAAUAUCGGCAUUGCCUCGAAAGGAACCUUGAUACAUAUGAUGGAAAUGUCGAAAAGCAAACUUCAGAACAUACUAAACCUGAUGCGCCUGAGUUGUUGCGUGACAGUGCAAAAAUAGUCAAAACCCCUGGAAAGAAAAAGUCAUCAUCCAACUUUGGGGAAAUUCCUGAAAUCCUGCGUGAGGGUAUUGGUAUCCAUGGUUUUGAGGAAAUGACCCCUGAAGCUCAGCAAUAUAUUCUUCAUUUGCAUUCUCGUUUAUCUUCUGUAAAAAAGGAACUUCGUGAAGUUAAGAGGAAAAGUGUGGCUCUUCAAAUGCAGCAGUUUGUUGGUGAAGAAAAAAAUGAUUUGCUGGAUUACUUAAGAUCUCUACAGCCAGAAAAGGUGGCUGAACUGUCAGAACCAACAUCCAUUGAAAUGAAGGAAACAAUCCACUGUGUUGUCUAUGGUCUUCUUGCAACCCUUUCACCAAAGAUGCAUUCUAAAGCUCCUCUAUCAGAGAACACCUUGACUGGGGCCAUAAAUUUUGAAAAUGAAGAUUGUGCUGAAUUUGUUGAGAAUGCAUCUCUUCAGUUCCAGCCCCUUAUCUCUCUAACUCGGGACUAUCUCGCACGUUUGCUGUUCUGGUGCAUGUUGUUGGGACACUACCUUAGAGGUUUUGAGUAUCGAAUGGAACUCAUGGAACUUCUAUCUAUCCCGAGCAGUGCAGAAAAUGAUGCCUAUAGUGGUGAGCAGGGUGCUUGAAACUAACUGCUGUUUUAAUUCCUCAUGGUUACUGCCUGAGAUCUGCGUUCAUUUGUAUAUAGCCAAAUUGUCUUCCAGUAUGAUAUGGCUGUAAGUAAGACUUGAGGGAGUGCAUCUGUAUCUCUAAUUGAGGACAUGUCUGAAUAUUUUUUAUUCCUUCUUCUUCUUGUUCUUCUAAUUUUUUAAGAGAUGAUUUUACGGCAAAGUUAUAUUAACAAAGUUUGUAUACUUUCCCCA
Messenger RNA from Malania oleifera, 1701 nucleotides. RefSeq lists its product as uncharacterized. Lineage: Eukaryota; Viridiplantae; Streptophyta; Magnoliopsida; Santalales; Ximeniaceae. The record is from RefSeq and is a predicted model, not a curated record. Bases 283 to 1464 code for a protein of 393 amino acids. The transcript is spliced from 6 exons.